AUGGCCACACUGCUCGACACUCAGACCGAAACAUCCUCGCCCAUGCAGACCCCGACUUCAACAGAGGCGGGAGCACCACCGCAACGAGAUGAAGUGACACAGACAAAGAAGAGGCAGUUCGCAGAUCUGUCCAAGGAGAUCAAGGAACUCAUCAUCGAGCGGGUGAUACGACCCUCCGACCUCAAGAACGCCUGCCUCGUCAGCAAGGAGUUCCACGAAAUCGCCGUCCGCUUCCUCUACCGCAAUGUCGCUCUCGACCUCGGGGGCGCAGCAGAUAACAAGCUGUCUGCCUUCCUCAAUCAGAAGAAUAUCGGCCUGAAGCACAUCCGACAACUUCGCCUCUACCACGCCAAUGUCCACAACUCGCCCUCCUACGAUCAAUGUAAAGAGCAACAGGCUCAGUUCGCAUCGCGAAUGGUCCUGGAGUUCCUGCCGGAAGACAUUCUGGAAGAGUUCAGGUACGACAGAAAGCGACCACAGACAGACGAUGAAGAGGAAGACUGGUGCCCAUGGCGCCCCUUCUCCGCCGACAACCUCAUGCUCCUCUACAGGAAGCAGCGCAAGAUGAAGUGGUUGGAAGUCAUGGAUCUUGACAGGCCUAUUCUCCCAGACAUCAAGAAGAACCCCAAGAUCCAGGACACCAUGUUCAAGAGCGCGCGCAAACUGGCACUUUACCCAGAGAACCGAGACACUCUCAACUUCAGCGGAUUCUGUGUUGAGAAGACCAAGGAGAACCUUGAAGAGCUGAUCGUGCAUUGCAACUUCAGUUCUCUCGAGUCAGGCAACUCGAUCGAUACUCGCGAGCUCAAUGACUCUGCCACGGCGCCUGGACUUGUUAGCGGGACUAUCUUCUCCUGCAUGACACCCUUCGACAAGUGCGAGCCAUUCAAGAAGCUCACCUCCCUUCGACUACAUCGCAUCAGCCUGAGACAUUGCGCAGAUACGUGGUGCAAGUUCAUCAAUUUCCACGAACUGAAGUACCUGCGAUUAUACCACUGUUCUGGUGCCGACACGCUCUUUGACCAGCUGUGCCGGGCUAGUCAUCUGCCCAAGCAGCUGAAAGUCUUGGAGUUCCAGCACCGGGACAACGACGAGAACGAGGCUCUCAUUGCGCUGGACGGCUUCCUCUGCCUUGUGUCAGGUCUCCGAGAUCUGGUCAUCGACCUCGAACAUGUCAAGCAGCUACCAGCAGCGGCAGGCAUUGUAAGGCAUGGCAAGACACUGGAGCUACUUAACGUUCACUGCACUUCGAGCAAUCCACCUUCCCGAAUCACGUCGGAGAGUGACAAUGACGAGUUAGUGUGGGAUGUCGACGAUUUCGAGAAGAUCUGCAAAGCAUGCAAGACUCUGGAGCAGCUAUCUUGCGCUUGGCCGAGCACCAGCUUGAUUCGAUCACCAAGCGAAGAGUGGAAGGCAUAUGAGAACGCAUGUGGCAAUCUCAAGCACAUGGUCACUUUGCACAUCUCAACUUGGCCAAGCAACAAGCCCUCGACACAACUUCUCCCGCGGUCAAUAUACGAGGUCAUGCUGCAGGCACUCGCGCAACGUGGUUUUGAGCUGGCAGCUGGCACUCAUCCAUCCUCGCCUUCCGGCACCUCGGACCACGAAGACGAAGAUGAGAGCGACAAGAUCGUGACCGAGCCUAUACCGCCAGCCAAACUACGACUCAUUGCUUUCGGAACCUCGGAUAAGAUCUACGAACGCGAAGACUCUAAGAAUCAGAUUAUCUACAUCAAGUCGACGUGCAUGGAUGCAGAAGGCAAGCCAAAGGUGUACGCAGCGCCAGUGGGUUGGUGUUCGCGACAGUAUGUCGAGCCACGAAGCGAAGUCUUGGACUUUGUACUGCACCAGAGCGACCGCAGCAACAAGCCGCCUUGUCGUGAGCAACGCGAGACCAGCGCAUGGGGAGAUGACGACGAGUAA
Fulvia fulva is the source of this 1923-nucleotide messenger RNA. RefSeq lists its product as uncharacterized. NCBI's taxonomy places the organism in Eukaryota, Fungi, Ascomycota, Dothideomycetes, Mycosphaerellales, Mycosphaerellaceae. The record is from RefSeq and is a predicted model, not a curated record. The coding region runs from base 1 to 1923 and encodes 640 amino acids. The transcript is spliced from 3 exons.